Molecule: messenger RNA, 1729 nt
Organism: Alnus glutinosa
Lineage: Eukaryota; Viridiplantae; Streptophyta; Magnoliopsida; Fagales; Betulaceae
Product: pentatricopeptide repeat-containing protein At2g28050
Exons: 1
Coding region: 80-1468 (462 amino acids)
Molecular function (GO): protein binding
Source: RefSeq, a predicted model, not a curated record
CAAAGGGUACGUACACACAAUCUUCUUCAAUCGACCUUUCUGUGUCAUUCGAAAGAAUUCCAAAUCUUGAACCAAAAAUAUGCGUCUGCAAAACUUCCUGAAAACCCUCAAAACCGUUAAAAGAAGCCACCGUCCAAACCUAUCCCCUAAACCCAACCAAGCAAUAACAGAAAUCAUCUCCAAAACCCUAAACCCCUCAGCUCCCAACGCCUUCCUCUCCAAUCUCAACCCCACCACGCUUCUCCAUAUUCUCACAGACCCAGAUCUUAAAUCCUCGAAAUGCUUGCGUUUCUUCGACUUUCUCCUUCAAAAUCAAUCUCUCAUAUCCUUCAAGCCUGACCUGGAAUCCCACUUGACCCUAAUUUGCCGGCUUCUUAGGGAGAGAAGGUUUUCGGAUGCUGAGAAAACUAUCAAAUCUGUCUCGGUUGGCGAAAAUUCCAGGUACCCAUUCUCUGUUCUUGCUCCUGCAGUUGGGAAUUGCUGCAAUGAUCCAAAAGUCAUGGCAAAGUUUUUCAAUUCUAUGCUUAAGGUUUAUUCUGAUUGUAAAAUGCUCGGCGGAGUUUCGGAAGUUUUCGAUUAUAUGAAAAACAAUGGAAUUGGGAUCGAUGAGAAGACUUGUACCGUACAUUUACUUGCCCUUAGAAGUUCCGAUAAUGUACAAUUGGGUUUGGACUUCUUCUAUCGAAUGGUAGAGUCGGGUAUUGAGGUUUCUGUGUAUUCUUUGACAGCGGUGGUGGAUGGGCUGUGCAGGAGUGGAAAUGUCAAGAGGGGGAGGGAGUUGGUGGAGGAGAUGAGUGGUGGAGGAAUUAAACCCAAUGUUGUUACUUUCAAUGUAAUGGUAGAUUCUUGUGCUAAGAGAUGGAAUCUUGAGGAGUUGGAUAUGGUUUUGCUUUUGAUGGAGAAGGAAGGGGUGGCAUUCAAUGAUCACACAUACAAAAGUUUGGUCGAUGGGUUCACGAGUUGUGGCAAGGUCGACGAAGCCAAAAGGUUGGUUUUGGAGAUGCAUGAUAAAGGUUUAAAAGUGGAUACGUAUUUGUACAAUUUGAUAAUUAAUGGGUAUUGUAGAUUGGGGUCUAUGGACGGUGCAAUUUACCUGUUCGAUGAAAUGACCCACAGAAGUGCUUUUCCUAAUGCUGAUACGUACUGGGCUCUGAUAAGUGGUCUUUGCAAGGCUGGAGAAAUGGGGCUGGCAAUGGCAUACAUGAAUGAGAUGCAGACCAAAGGGAUAGAACUAGACGACAUCAUGUUUAAUACGUUGAUUGAUGACUUUUGCAACAUAGGGAUGGUCGUUCAAGCAUUUGAGUUGCAAGUUUUGAUGGAGAAGAAAGGAUUAAUUGCUGAUUUAACUGUGUGUGGGAAGAUAGUGAGUGGGUUAUGUACGUUGAAUCGGGCCGAGGAAGCAAAGAGGCUACUGAACUUGAUGGUUAAAAGGGGUGCAACCCCCGAAAUUGCGAGAUUCACUACUUGAAUUGAUAUUGAAGAUAGACAUCUUUGCGCAAUGGAGGAUUUUUUUUAGAAGCAUAUCCUUAUGGGGAGAUGGGGGAUAAUUUUCCUUGAAUAAGUAAUGCUAUGCGUCUUAUCACCCCAAAGCUUAUUUGGCGUGGUCCACAUCACGCUAUAUAAGCUUUGAGUAAUGUUUUUUGCACAACUCUCACACAAUUUUUACAUAAUUCUAACAAUUUUUUUUUUAAUUUUUUAUUUUUAUGAUCAACUAUUGGAUUUGUUUUCC